AUGGCACCCUCGGUCGAUUACUACUGCCCAUGUCUCGCUGCCUCUCCUCACCCUCCUCCUCCUCACCUCCCGUCUUCGUCUGACAGCUUCCACCCUCUACACAAUCUCUUCUUCUGCGAAGAAUGCGACGCCGUGCGAUGUAACCGCUGCGUCAUGGUCGAAGUGAGCGGGUACUACUGCCCCAACUGUCUGUUCGAGGUGCCCAGCGCGAGUGUACGCGCAGAGAAGAACAGAUGUGCGCGGAAUUGCUUUUUGUGCCCGAACUGCCGGAAUACGCUGUCGGUCGUUCCUUCGGACCCGCCGAAUGACGGGUAUGACAGGAUGUCGCCGAUUGUGUCGACGUCCCUCGGCGAACCGCCUUUCUUUCUGUAUUGUAACCAUUGCAGGUGGGACUCCGCGCAGGUCGAUAUUACAUUUGAGAAGCCCACAGGUCUUGCAGCUCAACUACAGAAGUUCGAAGACUCUGCACCCGAAGCCCUGGAGUUCGACCGAUUGAAGGAACAUUUCGAACCCUUCCUACGUGCAUCCUCCUCCUCUUCCGCCGUCACACCCUCGUCCUCACACCACCACUCGAACCCUAUCACAGCCGCAGCGUCGUCCGCACUCGCGCGGGACAUCCCCGGCGUCAGUAAGUACAAUCCGCUCUCGCGCUCGCGCUCUGGGCGGGACAAAAGCUCGCAUAAGGCGGACAUCCCCGACUACAAGGCGCGUAUGGAGGUCGGCGCGGCAGCGGGCAUGGGCGCGGGGGGAGGGGAGGCGGACCUUGAGUUCAUGCGGCAUUUGGAGACGGUCGCGGAGGUGGCGACGGUUGAACAGCGGUGGGUGAAUAGCUGGGUGUCGUCGCUGCACACAGACGACCUCAAGCCUUUGCGGAUACCGCUGCAGUCCAAAAAGUCGAAGCGAUGUCCGAGUUGUCGUCACAUCCUGAUCAAGCCCGAGCAGAAGGCACAGUCGGUGCGGUACAAGAUCAAACUCGUCGCUGCGAACUACCUGCCCGCCAUCUCGGUCUCCCUACCACAUGCACGGGCAGCUCUCGAGACGAUGAAGCGCUCAUUGAACAGGUCGGCAGCUCAGUCAGAAGACCAGAGCCCGGCAGCAGCGGCGCUGCUCGCAGGGAAGACAUACUCCUUCCACAUCUCAUUCACGAACCCUCUAUACGACCCGAUACAAGUGCGCCUGAAGAAGGCGCAGGCGAUGCCCGCGCCCGGCACCGAAGGUGCAGGCGAGAAGGCAAAGAGGCCGCCGUUCCAGGUAAAUCUGCCUUCCGCUGCAUUUCCGAUCGCCGCGUUCGCAGAGGCCUGGGAGUACGAGGACGAUGAGGAUAUGUUUGGUUUGGAUGACGACGAUGACCUGGACGGCCUGGGGCGGUUGCAGAAGGACCAGAGAAGCAAGACGCGGACCGUGGGGGUGGUGGAGAAGCGGGCGAACGUGACUGUCGUGGCGGGGGAGGUCAUCUUGACGAAGGAGUCAAGGGGGAACGUGAAGUUCAAUAUGUUAGUGUCGUACACGUACCGGUCGGACGACCCGGACCCGGCUGAGGAGAACGCGAUGGGUACGCCUUCGCGGCAUGCGUCGAGCAAGCCGCCGGAGAUGAAGAACUUCUCGUUCUACACUGUUGUGGAUUUGGGAACGAUUGCGCCUAGGGAGGAGACGAUACACGAUACGGAUAUGUAG
This is a messenger RNA of Rhodofomes roseus, 1674 nucleotides long. RefSeq names its product dynactin p62. Lineage: Eukaryota; Fungi; Basidiomycota; Agaricomycetes; Polyporales; Fomitopsidaceae. The transcript is spliced from 5 exons. Gene Ontology annotation, cellular component: dynactin complex. The record is from RefSeq and is a predicted model, not a curated record. Bases 1 to 1674 code for a protein of 557 amino acids.